AAUUUGGAAACGGGCCCUCGGUAUCGAUUUAGGGUGUACUACAACGAGGUUGAUGAACAUCCGCUUAAAGAUGAGAACAGCCAGUUGAGGGGAGAAAAAAUAAAAUUAGAAGAAUCGUUGGUACAGGAGAAGGCAAAGCGAUUGCGAGUGCAUAAAAAAGCCCGAGAAGCUCUCGAGAAAGCUGAGAAGAAAGGGGCCUUCUACAAUAAAAAAUUUAUUCAGUUGGCCAAAAAAGUGAUUGCAAAUGGAAAAAAAGGUAGAGACCCAGCUAAGAAGAAGUUUAAUGACUAUUCUAAGCACCAUCAAAAGAGAAUUAAAAACCAACAGAAGGAGGAGUGCUAAACUACUCUCUCCUUUCUUGGGCUGUACAAUUUUGUUGCAACCAAAAUAAUAUUGAAGUCCUCAACACUGAGACUAAUCAAUAUGAAACUUUCAAUCUUGUUGGAGAGGGAGAGCUGCCAUUUACAGAGUCUGACCCAAAAGCCCUUAAUAAUGAUGACAUUGAUAACAUAAAUAUGUGGCUCUACCUCAAAGAUAAAUUCAUUAUUUCAAAUGAGGCCUGGCAUGAAAUUGCCAUUAAGGCUAAUGAUCUCCCCAAUAUAUAUUCCAUCAAGAAGCAAAUUAAUGAGCUAAACAAUGAAUGGAACUUGAAACCAACACCAGGAGAUGCUGAAGGUGUUCAGUUAGGAUUUGCAGAAAGCUUGCAAGAGCACAUUGUUAGGCUUCAGAAGAAUGGAGAAAUCAAUGAUGGAGAAACUAUUACGAUCAAGCUUAGUGGUGAUGGUACAAAUAUUGGAAAGGGGCUUACUAUUCUCCAUGAAAAGGAUGUGGCAAUGGGUGUGAAGGGAAAUUAUAUACUUGCUAUUAUAAAAACUACAGAGACAUGAUAAUCUGAGAGACAGCCUAGCAGACCCUCGAAUGGAAAUGUCAAACUUAAAGGAGAUAAGUGCAAAUAAUUGCACCUAUAAAAUUGAAUACUUUUUAGGUGGAGAUUUGAAAUUUUUAGCACUGGUAUGUGGUUUAGGCAGGGCAAAUGAGCAUUAUGCUUGUGUGUGA
Molecule: messenger RNA, 1056 nt
Organism: Pocillopora meandrina
Lineage: Eukaryota; Metazoa; Cnidaria; Anthozoa; Scleractinia; Pocilloporidae
Source: the annotation of a GenBank genome assembly